Molecule: messenger RNA, 858 nt
Organism: Spea bombifrons (plains spadefoot toad)
Lineage: Eukaryota; Metazoa; Chordata; Amphibia; Anura; Pelobatidae
Product: BH3-interacting domain death agonist-like
Exons: 5
Coding region: 60-587 (175 amino acids)
Biological process (GO): apoptotic mitochondrial changes; positive regulation of intrinsic apoptotic signaling pathway; positive regulation of extrinsic apoptotic signaling pathway
Cellular component (GO): cytosol; mitochondrion; cytoplasm
Source: RefSeq, a predicted model, not a curated record
CUGGAACAGAGCGGGCUGCGGGAGUUGGACUGGCUGCCUCCAUACACAAAAUCCGCAAAAUGCGAGUGAACGUGGAUCUGAUCCUCCUCAGCUUCCUGAAAGAGGGGCAAAUUCCGGAUAAUGAAUACAAUUACGCCCUCAACAUGCUGGAGCAGGAGGUGAACAAGCGGAGCUCCGAUGGGGAGCUCCAGACCGACGGACAUUCCCCGGUGCCCCGUUUGGAAGGCCCAUCCGUUACAGAAGUGGACGAAGAAUUGUGUCGGAGGAUCGCGGCUCAGCUGGCUGAGCUGGGGGACAAAUUCGACCGCGAGGGGAGAAUAAAGAAGGAGAUGGUGGAGAGCGUGGUCGAAGGUCUCCUCAGUGACUCGCUUUCCGAGAAGCGGUUUCAGGAGGUGAUCAAUUCUGCCCUCCCAAACCUGCCUCCUGGUAUCGAGAAGGAAACGGCCAUCCUCGCCGUCACCAUGACCCUGACCAAGAAGGUCGGGUGCAACGUUCCCAACCUCCUGCAGAACUUCUUCCGUUACACGGCCGACUUCAUCCAAUCAAACUACGUCGCCUAUUUACAACAACUCUCUCGGCAGAGGUGAACGCCGAGCCGACAGAUUUAAGGAGGAUGAAUUUAUCGCGAUUGUUCCCGGCCAGCAAUGACAUCGAUUGUGAUGUAAAAUAUUCAUGUGACUCGGGGGUGGGGUGGGGGGGUCACGUAAAUGCGGGGGGGGGGUCAUUUCUACAAUUUUCCCCAAUGUUGAUGUUUUCAGAAGUCUUUGUAUCCGUUGUUUUGUGGCCGCUUUGCCGUACCGGUGCUCGAUGGCGUGAAACGUUUUAUAUUAAUAAAGGAUCUCACGCUACGCAGAGAAA